Messenger RNA from Melozone crissalis (California towhee), 2734 nucleotides. It is a transcript of the gene CHMP7, whose product is annotated as charged multivesicular body protein 7. Gene Ontology annotation, cellular component: ESCRT III complex; cytoplasmic side of plasma membrane; multivesicular body. Lineage: Eukaryota; Metazoa; Chordata; Aves; Passeriformes; Passerellidae. The record is from RefSeq and is a predicted model, not a curated record. Bases 42 to 1382 code for a protein of 446 amino acids. The transcript has 10 exons. Gene Ontology annotation, biological process: late endosome to vacuole transport via multivesicular body sorting pathway; vesicle budding from membrane.
GGGCCGGGCGGAGGCCGCGGCCGAGCCGGGGGCUCGCGUAGAUGUGCAGCCCGGGGGAGGCCCCCCCUGGGCCGGCCCCGGCCGGGGACCUGCCCCCGGAGUGGGAGACAGAUGACGAGCGCAUGGCCUUCCUGUUCUCGGCCUUCAAGCAGAGCCGCGAGGUGAACAGCACCGAGUGGGACAGCAAGAUGGCCUUCUGGGUCGGGCUGGUUCUGGCCCGCGGCCGGCGGAGGGGCGCGGUGAGGACGUGCCUGAGGGAGCUGCAGAACGGCUUCGAGCGGCGGGGCAGCGUCCCCUUGGGGCUCGGCACCGUCCUCAGGGAGCUGCUGAGACGUGGGAAGCUCCAGAGGGAGUCAGACUUCAUGGCCAGUGUAGACAGCAGCUGGAUCUCGUGGGGUGUGGGAGUUUUCAUCCUGAAGCCCCUCAAGUGGACCCUCUCCAGCGUGCUGGGGGACAGCAAAAUCCCUGAGGAAGAGGAGGUUCUGAUUUACGUGGAGCUGCUGCAGGAGAAGGCAGAGGAGGUUUACCGGCUGUACCAGAGCUCCGCCCUCUCGUCGCACCCCGUGGUGGCGCUCUCCGAGCUGCGCUCCCUGUGCGCCGGCCUGUGCCCCGACGAGAGAACCUUCUACCUGCUGCUGCUGCAGCUGCAGAAGGAGAAGAGGGUCACCAUCCUGGAGCAGAAUGGAGAGAAGAUUGUCAAGUUUGCCCGAGGCCUCCACGCCAAGGUGUCCCCAAUGAACGACGUGGACAUUGGGGUUUAUCAGCUGAUGCAGAGUGAGCAGCUGCUGUCACAGAAGGUGGAGUCCCUUUCCCAGGAAGCAGAGAAGUGUAAAGAGGAUGCCAGGAGUGCUUGCAGAGCUGGGAAGAAGCAGCUGGCCCUGAGGUGCCUCAAGGCCAAGCGGAGGACGGAGCGGCGCAUUGAGGAGCUGCACUCCAAGCUGGAUGCGGUGCAGGGAAUCCUGGAUCGGAUCUACGCCUCCCAGACCGACCAGAUGGUGUUCAAUGCCUACCAGGCUGGCGUGGGGGCUCUCAAGCUCUCCAUGAGGGAUGUGACCGUGGAGAGGGCAGAGAACCUGGUGGAUCAGAUCCAGGAGCUCUGUGACACUCAAGAUGAGGUGGCCCAGACCCUGGCUGGAGUGGGGAUCAACGGGCUGGAGAUGGACUCUGAGGAGCUGGAGCAGGAGCUGGACAGUCUCCUGCAGGACUCCAGCAAGGAUUCCCUGGAUCUGCCUCCGGUUCCCCAGAGGGUGCUGAGUGCCCCCAUCUCUGAUGCCGAGCUGGAAGCUGAGCUGGAGCAGCUCUCUGUGUCUGCUGGAGAUGUGGCACAAAAGACUCCCUCUGCUUCUUCUGAACCCAAAACAGCUCUGGGACUGAAUCUCUGAAGAGCCAACAGAAUCCUGUUGCUGCAGCUUGGGAAGUGUCUCAAUGUUCCUUAACUGAUGACCAGAACUUCCAAGGAGAGGGGAGCAGCCCUGUCCUCCUGGAUCUGUCUUUGCUCAGCAGCAGGAGCUCCUGCCAUGACAAUCCACUCUGGACCUGGCCCCAGCUGGUGUUUGUCAUCUGUGCCAACAUCUGGUCUCGAGCUGACUCGUGACCCCAAGUCACUGCCACAUCCAGGCUUCCCUCUGGGAACACAACUCCAGCCAAGAUAAAAACUCUUCUGUGUCCAUAGCAGUGCUCGGUUUUGGGUUUGAUUUUGGUUUCUCUUCCUUUGCUGUGGCUGAUGUUGAGAAUCUGAGCAGCAGCAGCGUUGCAGUGGCUCAACAUUUGGCUGUUUGUGUGGUUGUUUAGAACACUUGGCACAUCAGUCCUGCCCUUAAACACCUGGUGCUUGUUGUGUCCCUCCCUCUGGAUCCUGCACUGACAGCCAGGCACUGGAUCUGCUCAGUUUGAGGAGAUUUUGGUGCUGCUCAGAGAGGGCAGCAAGGGCAAGCACAAGGCAAAAGAAUCCCUCUCUCUGUAAUGACAUUAAGGCCUUAAAAGGGAGACCUGCAAAAGAUUCCCCCAGAGGAGUUUCAGGCUCUUGUGGCCGAGGCUGCUCUUUCUGCUGGCACUUGAAAUUGGAGCUGGUGGCUAUUUUUGUAUCACCCCUGUAAGCAAAACUCCUGGGGAGCUGCAGGGUGCUGGCUCUGAGCUGCCACGGAGGGAUUUGGGGUGGGAAAUAAAUAAAAGGAUCCCUUGGGAGGGCACAGCCCCAUGGAACAGCCUUGGCUUUGCCUUCAGCCCUGGCACUGCACUCCCCCAGGAUUGUGUGUUCCCUGACAGCCCCAGCCCAGCCCCUGUGGAUGUUUUUGAUGCACAAACCCCUGAGCACCACAGCUGCAGCUGCUCCAGGGCUGCCUCUGCCCCUCUCAUCUUUUGCAGGUCACUUUUAACCCCUGUGUGCCCACGGAAGCCUGGGAAGCUCCAGGAGGGGAAUGUGCCCUUCCCUGGCAUUGCUGAGCAUGGCAGGGGAGUGCCUGGCUGCCUGUGGAUGGAUCACAGCCCUGUGCCCCUCCUCCUGGCUGGGAAUGUGUCCCACAGCACCGGGAAUGUGUUCCACCACCAGGGGAAUGUUUUCUACCACCAGUGGGAAUGUAUUCCUGCACCACUGGGAAUUUAUUCCAGCACUACUGGGAAUGUAUCCCACAGCACUGGGAAUGUGUUCCUGUAGCACUGGGAAUGGAUUCCUGUACCAGUGGGAAUGGAUUCCUGCAGCACUGGGAAUUCAUUCCAGCACUACUGGGAAUGUAUC